Topomyia yanbarensis is the source of this 600-nucleotide messenger RNA. Its product is annotated as histone H1A, sperm-like. Lineage: Eukaryota; Metazoa; Arthropoda; Insecta; Diptera; Culicidae. The transcript has a single exon. Gene Ontology annotation, biological process: nucleosome assembly; negative regulation of DNA recombination; chromosome condensation. Bases 1 to 600 code for a protein of 199 amino acids. The record is from RefSeq and is a predicted model, not a curated record. Gene Ontology annotation, cellular component: nucleosome; nucleus. Gene Ontology annotation, molecular function: structural constituent of chromatin; double-stranded DNA binding; nucleosomal DNA binding.
AUGCCUGAAACCGAAGCUAUCAAAGAAGCAGAAGCAAAACUGGCCGACGCGGACGAGCCUGCGCCGGAAAAGAUUAAGAAGAAAAGAGGCAGGAAACCAGCCGCAGAUGGAGCUCCUAGCAAGCCAAAAACGAAGCGAAAUCUGGACAAUCCACCGGUGCACGAUAUGAUCGUCGAAGCGCUGGACGUUCUUCGUGACCGGAAAGGAACAUCACUGCAGGCCAUCAAACGGUACAUGGAGGAAAAUUUCAAAAUCGAUUCAUCCAAGUUGAGUCCGUUUAUUCGAAAAGCUCUGGUGAACGGCGUUGAAGAUGGUCGAAUUAUUCGAACGCGCGGUACCGGUGCAUUUGGUCGGUUCAAGGUCAAAAUCACAAAACCAGCCAUGAUCAAGAAACGCCAAGCCCCGGAAAAUUACGCCGAACUGCCAAUGACAAAUAAGAGGUCACGUCCUAACGCGCCGAAAAAAGAGAAGGCGGCGGCGGCGCCAAUCGAAAAAGACGCAUCGCCGAAGCAAAAAUCUACCAAACCAUCGAAAGUGGAAACACCCAAACCCAGCCCCAAGAAAGGACCAAAGUCGAAGAAGGGCCGCAAGAAGAACUAA